Myripristis murdjan (pinecone soldierfish) is the source of this 2810-nucleotide messenger RNA. RefSeq names its product protocadherin alpha-3-like. Gene Ontology annotation, biological process: homophilic cell-cell adhesion. The transcript has a single exon. Gene Ontology annotation, cellular component: plasma membrane. The coding region runs from base 342 to 2810 and encodes 822 amino acids. Lineage: Eukaryota; Metazoa; Chordata; Actinopteri; Holocentriformes; Holocentridae. The record is from RefSeq and is a predicted model, not a curated record. Gene Ontology annotation, molecular function: calcium ion binding.
UUUUUUCAAAGGCGUUGUUUCUUAUUUAUGUAGCUCAUUACAAAUUAUAACGACGACUUCCUCUUUUCUUUGGGAUAUUCGAAACCAUAUACCAAAGUAACACGUGGUGUCGCUGGAGACCACAGAAAAAAAUUACUCCAUCUCUAAAACUCCUCCUCCAUUCAUGAAAAAAAAAAAAAAAACAGCAUCAGCUCACAGCGCUGUGUGAAAAGAGGAACCAGGCGAAUGGAGCCGUGGACGCUCGGGUUGGGCUUUUGCGUGACUGGAUAUACAAUACCUUACUUUUAACGUGUGCUGGAUAUAGGCAGUAACUUGGGCUCGGUUCUUGGGAUUAAACAACGAUGGCUGCUCAGGAACAAUGGGAUUAUUUGAGGGGGCUUCUUGUCGCGAUGCUUUGUCUGUGUGACUGGUCAGUGGCUCAGAUUUCCUAUUCAGUUUCAGAAGAGGCGGACAAAGGCGCGGCGGUGGGGAAUCUCGCAAAGGAUUUAAACUUAAAUACUCAGGAACUGGAAUCCAAAGGUCUUCAGAUUAAUUCGGGAUAUAUAAGGCGGUACUUUGAAGUAAAUCAGAAAACUGGAAUUCUCUUUGUUAACGAGAGGAUAGAUCGAGAGGAGCUUUGUCCUGAUACAAUAAAGUGCUCUUUAAAUGUAGAGGCCGUACUGAGUCAUCCUCGCAGCCUCCGUCGAAUUGAAGUGAAUGUUGUUGAUAUUAAUGACAAUUCGCCAUAUUUUCUAGAGGAGAUAAAGGCAAUUGAUAUGCAUGAGUCUUCGUAUCCCGGGGAGAGGUAUCCAUUGCCAAUAGCCCAUGACGCAGACAUAGGCAGUAACUCGGUAAAAGCUUACAAAUUAAGUUCAAAUGAGCAUUUCACCCUGGAUGUACAGAGCAGUGACGAGCAGAGUAUGUCUGCUGAAUUGGUGCUGCAGAAACCUUUAGACCGAGAGAAGCAGGCUGUUAUUGAACUCACACUGACCGCUAUAGACGGAGGUAAACCUGCUAGAUCAGGAUCUUUACAGAUUAGAGUAAAUAUUAUGGAUGCAAAUGAUAAUUCCCCUUUGUUCAGUAAACCUCUCUACAAAGUUCAGGUUGUUGAAAAUGCAAAGAUUGGAACCACAUUAUUAUCAUUGAGCGCCAUCGACUUAGACGAAGGCGUCAAUAGUCAGCUUGUGUACUCUUUUACAGAAGGAGGACGUUUCAACCCCGCUGAAAAAUUCUCCUUGAAUCAUGAAACUGGCGCAAUAACUAUAAAGGCGAAUAUCGACUAUGAGGAAAAUCAAGCAUUCGAGAUUCGUGUUCAAGUACGGGACAAGGGGUCACCUCCUCGCAGUGCACAUGGCAAAGUUUUAAUAGAAGUAGUUGAUGUCAAUGACAAUGCUCCUGAAAUCUUAGUGUCGUCUCUGAUGAGUUCAGUGAAAGAGGACGCUGAAAUAGGUACAGUUGUUGCUAUGGUGACUGUAACUGACAAAGAUGGAGGAAAAAAUGGCGUCACUAACUGUAAAGUGGCUGGGUCGGAGCAAUUUAAAUUGAAAUCAAACUAUAAAAACUAUUACUCUUUGUUGGUUGACCGGCCUCUUGAUAGAGAGAGUGUUUCUGAAUACAAUAUCUCGAUAACUGCUACUGAUGAAGGGACCCCGCCUCUGUCGAGCACAAGCAUUAUUACUGUUCAUAUUUCAGAUGUCAAUGACAAUGCGCCGCGUUUCCUGCAACCUCUUAUUAAUGUUUAUGUGAAAGAGAAUAGUCCAGUUGGAACUAUUAUUCACACUAUGACUACGUUUGAUGCUGAUUUGAAUGAAAACGCUAAAGCGACAUAUUCUUUAAUUGAUGAUUCCCCAAAACAUAUCCAGACAGCCUCAAUGCUAAAUAUUAACUCAGAAACAGGAGAAAUAGUCAGCCUGCAGUCUUUUAACUACGAGGAGUUAAAGACGUUCCAGUUUAAAGUUCAGGCCACAGACUCUGGUGUUCCUCCGCUCAGCAGCAACGUGACUGUCAACGUUUUCAUCCUGGAUGAGAAUGACAACAGUCCCGGGAUCCUCGCGCCCUAUUCUGAGCACGGCUCUGUUAACAGCGAGAACAUUCCCUAUUCUGCUGAAGCGGGCUACUUUGUGGCCAAGAUCAGGGCUGUGGACGCCGACUCUGGCUACAAUGCGCUGCUUUCUUAUCACAUCUCUGAGCCCAAGGGGAGCAACCUGUUCCGAAUCGGAACCAGUACCGGGGAAAUCAGGACUAAGAGGCGAAUGAGUGACAAUGACCUGAAAACUCACCCGCUGGUGGUACUUGUUUGUGAUAACGGCGAGCCCUCCCUGUCAGCUACUGUGUCUAUUGAUGUGGUGGUGGUUGAGAGCACAGCUGACAUCCAGACUCAGUUCAGACAUGUACCGAUGAAGGAGGAGAGUUUCUCCGAUUUAAACCUGUAUUUGCUGAUCGCCAUUGUGUCGGUGUCAGUGAUCUUUCUGCUGAGCCUCAUCAGUUUAAUAGCUGUGAAAUGCCACAGGACAGACGGCAGUUUCGGCAGGUACGGCGCCCCAAUGAUCACCACCCACCCUGACGGGAGCUGGUCUUACUCUAAAUCGACUCAGCAGUAUGACGUGUGUUUCAGCUCAGACACACUGAAGAGUGACGUAGUGGUUUUCCCCGCACCGUUUCCGCCUGUAGAUGCGGAGCUGAUCAGUAUUAAUGGAGGGGACACUUUCAACAGGACUCAGACUUUACCUAACAAAGAGAAGGUAAGAGUGAUGACACAUCAGUUUAAUUAUUUGGUCAUACUGGAGCUGUGUGCAUUGAUUCAUUGGGAAUGGCUCUUUCCAUGGUGCUGA